AAGCGCCCCUUAUUUUCCUCCACUUCCUCAACCCCUCUUCCACGUUGGCCUGCCGCUCCCUCCGCCACCAGAGCCACCUCCUUGCCAUCCACCACCACCAGUAGCCUUCCUCUGGCUCGACCAUUGAAGCACCCGAACGUAUUUUUGCUUCCUUUUGUUUUUUAGAAGCCAUGAAUGAGUUAGCCAUGCUAUCUGUUUGUUGUAAUGCCCAAGUAUAUUUAUGAUUGGAUGGAUUUUUAAACCUACUCGGUUUUGAGUGGAUUUUAUUAAGAUUCGUGUUGUCGGAUGUACGGGCUCCGCACCUUUCAUUCUCUUCUCCUCCGACAAAUUUUCUUUUCCUUUUCUUAAGGGUUUUCCGAGGAUGCUACCGAGAUGGAGAAAAGCGGCUUCCCAUCUCUCCGCCCUGGCGUCUCAGCAAAAUAGGGUGGGAGCCUGCCUCUUCGACCGGAGCUAUGCUAAGGUUUCUGCCGCUAUCGCUACCUCGAGUCCACCUACUUCGGCCCCCAAGCGCGUUCCAAGUAGCCCAGAGGUCAGACUAAAUGCUAUGUUUUGGUCAAAGCCCUGUUCACUGGCUUUGGCUCCGAACUCACCUCUGAGAGUAGAAGAACCACAAUUUGAGGGCAUCCGACGAAUAAUGCUCAAGCUACUGCUGUUCUAUAGUGAGCAGAGCAAAUCCAUUAGAGGGGCAAAUGUGGUCUAUCGACGAAUCAAAUAUCAGGUUGACCGGCCUGAUAUUUAUGAUGUAUUUCACUUGGAAAGAACAUUUAAAACUACAUUUUCUUUGCUUGUGCUUCAUAUGUGGCUCUUCUUACGUCGCUUGAAGGAAGAGGGAAAGGAAGGAGUUAAAUUUGGACAAUAUCUAUAUGAGAUCUACAAUCAUGAUCUCGAGUUGAGAGUGUCCAAGGCUGGGGUAAACUUGCUGCUGACAAAGUGGAUGAAGGAUCUAGAAAAGAUAUUCUAUGGGAAUAUUGUUGCAUAUGAUGCUGCUAUGAGUCCUGACGCUAAACAUGAUGAUCUUGCAAACGUGAUAUGGAGGAAUAUUUUUUCGGAUGAUGGCUCAGAGAUAAUAAAUGAUACUGCUGCUACUGCAGUCCAGGCUAUGGCUAGAUACACAAGGAGGGAGUCUACCUGCCUUUCAUUGACAGAUAAAGAAGAAAUAUUCUCUGGCAACUUCAUGUUCACCUCAUUGGGAAAACAAACAUCUAACCAAGAGAAGCCAACCAAAUGAACCCUAUGUGCCUUGGGAAAACAGUAUGUUUCAAGAGUGACAAAAUCAUAUGCUGAAUAAAAAUUUGUCUGGCCUUUCUUUAAUGGAACAAAAGGGUAUUCAUUAUUUUUAGCUUGCGUUGAUGGAUACAUUCCAACUCACCUAGGAACUUUAUUUUGUUGAAUGCCAUCAAAAUAUCCAGUGGAAAUUAUUUGUAGGUUAGUAAACAUUUGUGUGUCAUUCUUAUCUCAUCUUAUUUAUUCACUUUAUUGGCACCAUACUUCCUC
This is a messenger RNA of Elaeis guineensis (African oil palm), 1494 nucleotides long. Lineage: Eukaryota; Viridiplantae; Streptophyta; Magnoliopsida; Arecales; Arecaceae. The record is from RefSeq and is a predicted model, not a curated record.